Molecule: messenger RNA, 384 nt
Organism: Oppiella nova
Lineage: Eukaryota; Metazoa; Arthropoda; Arachnida; Sarcoptiformes; Oppiidae
Source: the annotation of a GenBank genome assembly
UUCCAAUACGCGAGCACCGACAUGGAUAAGGUGCUGCUCAAGUACACCGAGUACAAUGAACCCCAUGAAAGUAGGACUAACAGCGAUAUCGUUGAGGCACUGAAUAAGAAGGAGCACAAGGGCUCGUCCAACGGGUGCGACAGUCCUGAGCCCGACGACUCUCAAUACACUUUGACUCCAAGAACUGAAGCCAAAUACAAUAAAAUCAAUGAAGAGUUUGAACUCAUGAUGCAAAGGAACGCCGCACAUAUUAAUGGCAACAGAUCAACACCGACAUCAGGAAUGAAUCAAUCGUCCGGAAUAUCUCCCAUUCCCGUGACUCUGCCCUUAAACUCUUCGCCAUACGGGCCUCAGGAUUCUAGUCUAUUGCAAAGCACUCAACUC